ACUUUGAAGGUGGAGGAGGAGACCAGAGUCUAAGGAAUGUGGUAGGCUCUGGAAGCUGAUGAGCAAGGAAACAGAUUCCAUAGAACCCCCUGAAGGCACUCAACACUGUCACAUCAUGAUUUUGGCCCAAUGAGACCUAAUUUGGACUUGUGGCUUCCAGAACAGGUUCCUAAACAUUCCACAGUAUCCUGGAGACUAAGGCGAGGGGAGCUGAGGGGCCUUCAAGAGGAGGUCCUCCUCCUUCAGCUGAGGGAACAUGGCAGCGAAUAGAGGAGUGACCCUCUUUGUCCUGCUGCUGUACUGCUGUCACAGAGCUGAGCAGCCGGUUAACACGUCUUCAGGUAUAGUCGCAGUGGAUCGUGUGGCAGAUGAAAUUCUAGUCCAAGAGAUAUUGAAUCCAAAUAAAUCAUCCAGGGCAGGAACACCCAGGACAGCAACAACACUACCACCAGCAACGUUCAAGGGAAAAAAUGCCGACACUGAUGAGGAUGAGCAAGUUGAUGCUGAACCGCCAGAUAAUGCACAAUUCUCUCCUAGCAGUGAGGACAAAAUUCUCAGUAAUGAAUCCAGUGCUAAUGAUAGUUACCAAGUCGGUGGUCCUGAGGAUCAUGACAAAAAGAACUCAAAAAAUGAUCCCUAUGAAAGUUUAUCAGUUCUGGACAAAAUCCUCAAAAAAAUUGGAAAAUUUUCAGGAAAUCUUUCCAGUAAAUUGAAGAGGACAAGCAAAGCUCAAAGAGCAGAGAGUGGUCAGCGUGGCCAUCAGCUCCGAGAGAUCUCCGUAAAGAAUGAAAUCCUGACUGAAUGAGAACACAUCCAUCCACCCCAUUCUUAGGAAUAAAGAACAUAUGUGUACACA
Molecule: messenger RNA, 856 nt
Organism: Eptesicus fuscus (big brown bat)
Lineage: Eukaryota; Metazoa; Chordata; Mammalia; Chiroptera; Vespertilionidae
Product: sperm acrosome-associated protein 7
Exons: 7
Coding region: 257-805 (182 amino acids)
Cellular component (GO): acrosomal vesicle
Source: RefSeq, a predicted model, not a curated record